AUGGAGAAGGGCAAGAGUGAGAUGUCAGAGAAGAUUUUAAACAUCACUCUGGAGAUCAUCUACCUGCUGACUGGAGAGGAUUGCAUAGUCGUGAAGAAGUCAUCCGGUGACUGUGUGGCCUCCAGCAGCCACCCCGGGGGCUCCGCAGGAACGAGCCGCAGCCAUAGCACCAGCAAGCUUCACGUGCCCUUCCACAAGAGGAAAAAUAACUACCAGAUUUUGAAGCUCGCCAACAAGAUCAUCGAGUUGCUGACAGGAGAGGAGUUGGAAUGUGUGGAUGAUGACAAAGAUGAAGUUAUGGAAGUCCACCAGCCCCUUUCCUCACCAGAUGGAUCCAGUAACAGAAAUACCCCGGAGAGAUGUCCUGGAUCUCCUGACCCCGCAGAAGAUGAUCAGGAUUACGAG
Messenger RNA from Staurois parvus, 405 nucleotides. The record is from the annotation of a GenBank genome assembly. Lineage: Eukaryota; Metazoa; Chordata; Amphibia; Anura; Ranidae.